Molecule: messenger RNA, 2319 nt
Organism: Brettanomyces nanus
Lineage: Eukaryota; Fungi; Ascomycota; Pichiomycetes; Pichiales; Pichiaceae
Exons: 2
Coding region: 1-2319 (772 amino acids)
Biological process (GO): GPI anchor biosynthetic process
Cellular component (GO): endoplasmic reticulum membrane
Source: RefSeq, a predicted model, not a curated record
AUGAAGCUCCUUGGGAUACUCGUUGUGGUUGUGACGCAAUUGGUGGCGUACCUCAUCUUUUGCAAGGGCUUUUUCCCUACAAAAGUUCUCCUCACGCCGGAAGAGUUGACCAAAUACACCACGGCACCACCCCCAGGAUACAAGGAACCAAAGCGUCAAUUUAAUAAGGUGAUUGUGAUGCUUGUGGAUGCUAUGAGAGCGGACUUUGUGUUUUCCGAUCAAUCCAACAUGAACUUCACUCAGUAUUUGCUCAAUGAAGGUUAUGCACUUGGAUUUACUGCCUUUUCCAACCCUCCAACUGUGACUCUACCGAGACUAAAGGGUAUUACGACAGGAUCCGUGCCCAAUUUCAUUGAUGCUGUACUUAACAUUGCCGAGGAUGAUACCUCAUCCAGUUUAGGAGAUCAGGAUUCUUGGAUCAAGCAGAUGUAUUUGAGCAACUGGAAAAUUGACAUGUUUGGAGAUGACACCUGGUUGAAGUUAUUUCCCGAUUAUUUCAGUAAAUCCGAUGGAACUUCCAGUUUCUACGUCAGUGAUUAUACCAUUGUUGACCAGAAUGUUACCAGGCAUCUUCCCGAGGAACUUUCCAGUGAUGGUUUGCUUCAAUGGGAUGGUAUGAUUCUUCAUUAUCUUGGUAUGGAUCAUAUUGGUCAUAAAGGAGGCUCGCAGAGUGCCAAUAUGCCUGCUAAACAGCGAGAACUGGACACUGUAGUCAAGAAAAUCUUUGAUUCUUUGAUUAGUAAGGAUAAUAAUACCCUUAUGGUGUUAUUAGGUGAUCAUGGAAUGAAUGAUGCUGGUAAUCAUGGUGGUUCUUCUAUUGGUGAGGUUUCACCAGCAAUGGUUUUAAUAUCAGGUAAAUUUAAACACGAAGGACUAAAAAAUUCACUUCCUGUUCCACUACCUGUUGACCCGGAGUUUGGCUAUCUAGCAAAGGUCGAUCAGAUCGAUUUAGUUCCUACUUUAACUGAACUUUGUGGCCUUACUGUUCCUAUCAACAAUUUGGGAACUUUCAUCUCCUCUUUACUCCCCUUAUACGCUACUGAGGAUGAGAAGAGAAGCGCUCUUAUCAAAAAUGCUCUGCAAUUGAAGGUACUUCUAGAUAAGGCUCAUGGAAAGUCGAUCAAGCCCUUACAAGACAUUUGUAAUGUCAACUCGGAACAGGCUCUUUUAGAUUUCAUCAAAUCUGCCAAACAGGAACUCUCUGAGGCUUCUUCGGAUUAUAACUAUUUUGACCUUCAUUUGGGUAUGCUUAUCUAUCUCGCUGUUUCCCUCGUUGUUCUAGCUUUAUUUUUAGUUCAUUACCGGAACCAUUUGCUUCUAGCCGUUGCAAACUUGGCUUUUUUCAUUGUUUAUGGAUUGUCUUUCAUAGGUUCCUCUUUAAUAGAAGAAGAACACCAUAUCUGGUGGUUUUUCACCUCGAUCUUCGUGCUUUACACCAUAGAGCUUUCCGCUAGAAACAAGUCCUUCAGCUUUUUCUUUACUCUCCUUUUAUUGGCUUCUCUUCGAUUGAUCAAGGGAUGGAAUAAUAGUGGUCAAAAGUAUAAUUCUGUCCAGUUCCUCAAAAUUAGUAAGUACAUUUCUUGCUUGCCAGUAAACCAAGGUCCUAACGUGUUUGCUGCUGUUCUAAUGGCCACCUUCUUGAUGUUUUUCGUUGUUAAAGUGAAGGAUCAGUUUGGUCUAGAGCAAAAUCUGCCUCGAUUCUUGGAAUUCUUCAGUCUUUCCGUGAUGACUUUUGUGCUCUUUUCCCUCAAGAUGGUUUCGUAUCUAACGAGCACAUUUGAUUUAGAUACAGGAAACUCUGGUUUGCAAAGAUGGUGGCUUUAUUUUAUUGAUUGGCUUAAAUCUUAUGGUCAUUUCAAUGAUCUCGACUCCGUCAGUUAUCAGCUUUAUCGGCUAUUCCAAUACGUUUGGGCGCUUUCCGCUAUUGCAAUCUUCUCGAUUCCUCUAGCAUGCAGGAGCGUUGGUAUUGUCAAUUCAGACAAUUAUAACCUUAUUCUUAGUGGAAUUCUUACUUUCGUUGCCAAUUGGGCCCCAUCGAUCUUCUGGUCUGUCUCUUAUACCGUUACUGUUCUUGAUUCAUUACCCAAAGAAAAACUACAGCAGUAUAAAUGGAAUUGUCUAUACGAUAGAAUGGUCUUCAACUUAGCAUUCUAUUCGGUGGCUGGUUUACUGCUCAUAGCCAGUUGCUACAACCUUCGGUUCCAUCUAUUCAUCUGGACGGUGUUCUGCCCCAAGUUGUUGUACUACCUUGCAUGGCUGGGCUCAAACCUGCUUAUAGACUUCGGGCUCAGCUCGCUUAUCAUCGCUAUGGAUGUCUAA